This is a messenger RNA of Pieris macdunnoughi, 690 nucleotides long. Lineage: Eukaryota; Metazoa; Arthropoda; Insecta; Lepidoptera; Pieridae. The record is from the annotation of a GenBank genome assembly.
AUGACCGUGGACAUCGAGAGUAGUAAGGCCGAAGGUGCGCCAUAUGUACUGAAGAUUUUUCAGGCAACGCUAAACAUUCUAGCCCACCUUUUGAUUGGUUUAGUUGUGGGAAUUUGCCUUAUUUUCUCCUUUAGCAAUGGAUUGCCGUUGGGAAGUACUGCGCAACACAUAGUGUUAUGUGUAAUUGGGUACCAACUCCUCAUGGCGGAAGCUAUACUUAGUUUAUCCGCUGACAAUGGCUGGUCCGGGGUUUUAAGAUUCAGAGACAAGAGACGAGCGCAUACCAUUCUUCAAGUUAUCGGCUCUGCUUUGGCACUCGCUGGUAGUUUCAUCAAGAUGUUGGACAAGACUCAGAAUUUCAACACUUUACAUGGACAAUUUGGUCUCAUAGCCGUUGUGUUCACCAGUGUGAGUCUCGUCAAUGGGCUUACUUCCCUUUACGCGUUCGAAUGGCGACGUUUCUGUCCCGGAAACAUUUCUAAAAUCACCCACAUCUGUUUCGGAAUAGUCGCAUUUGCUGCUGCCUCCAUCAGCCUUUGCUACGGUUUCGACAAAGGCUUUUUCCGGACCUGGGCUACUGAGAACUUCACUAACGCACUCAUAGGAUGUACAGCUGCAUUCACUGUUAUCAUUAUUAUUAACCCAACCAUCAACUUCUUUAAGAAAACCUACAACUUGGUUUCCAACUAA